This is a messenger RNA of Morone saxatilis (striped sea-bass), 1919 nucleotides long. RefSeq names its product sarcolemma associated protein b (gene slmapb). Bases 216 to 1436 code for a protein of 406 amino acids. NCBI's taxonomy places the organism in Eukaryota, Metazoa, Chordata, Actinopteri, Moronidae. The transcript is spliced from 10 exons. The record is from RefSeq and is a predicted model, not a curated record.
UUCUUGCGUCUCGGCUGGCUUCGGUCCAGCAGCAGCAGGGAGGUCCGAUACACAGCGUCUGUCAUCCCGUCGGCAUCCCCCCCCCCUCACUGCUUGGACUGUUCCAUUUCGCAUCAGAAAAAAUCUGGUAGUUGGAGAAGAGUUCUUCAUGUCAGGGACUGCUGUAGCCUCAGCACGCAGAGUACUGUAGCUCCUGGAUCACCUAAGAUAAGCAAAUGGAUGACAAAGAGCUGAGCGAUCCCCUGAAUAACGUAUCAGUCAUUAAAGAUGACCUGACCCGGUCAAACAUGGGGUCCUCUGGUGACUCAGAAAAGAUUAUCCAGCGCUUGAAUGAUGAACUACGAGAAGCCCAGGAGCAAGCUAAUACUGAGAAGCACAAAUGCAUUGAGCUACAAGGUAUCUUGGAGGAAGAGAGAAAAGAAAAUAAGCAACAAGCUGAUGAAUCUGCGAAACAGAUCAAACUUCUUCAAGGCCAGCUGCGGCAGCUCCAAGAUGACAUGGGCGUUCUCAGAGAGCAGAUAGAUGUCUCCUCCGGUUCACACGACGAGCUACAAAGUGCACGUGAUGAGGCGAAGGCGCUGAAACGUUCCCUGGAGGCAGCCACUGCUGAGCGGGACCGUGACGUCGCUGCUAUCCAGACUAACCUGUCAACCGUGUCAAAGGACCUGGACAAAUGGCGUCAGACUGCCAACAAAUAUGAGCGUGAAAUUGACAACCUACAGCGUGACCUUCAGCAGCAGAGCAAGCAGUGGCAGAAAACUGCAGAAAUACAAGCCGGUGAGCUGCAGUCCAUGCAGGUGGAGUGUAAUGGCCUUCAGAAGGAGUGUUCUGCCCUGCGAUCUGAAAAACAAGACAUUGUCAACAAGCACCAGAAGGAAAGGAGCGGCCUGCAAAGUGAGUGUGCUUCCCUCAGGGCUGAAAAGGAGGAACUCCUCAAGACUCACCAGAAAGAGAAGGGCAACCUGCAAAGUGAAUGUGCGGGACUGCGCUCUGAGAAAGAGGCAGUGCUGCAGAAACAGAAGCAGCUGGAGAAAGACCUUGCCAGUUCGCGUGCCCAGAAUGGUGAGUUGAGCAGUAGCCUCAAAGCCCUGGAGAGAUCCCAGCAGGAGUUGGAGAAGAGGCUGGCGGCCCUGCAGCUCCAGCAUCAGCAGGAUAGCACCAAGCUGCAAACCCAAUUGGAUGAAGCAGAAAGUCGCAGCAAGACUCUGCAGAGAGAGUAUGAGGAGGCUAAGACGGAGCUGUCAGACCUAAAGGAAAAGUAUGAGAAGACUGAGCAGGAAAAACAGUCGCUUAAAGAUGAACUUGAGGAGUGCAACGCCAACAUGAAGGAAUUAAAGGAGAAGGGAACAAAGACAUCCCUAUUGCUGCCUGUUCAAGCCAUAGUCAUCGGCCUUAUCCUGGCUUUGCUGUAUUGGUGCUUCGGCGCAUUGUGGUAGUAAGAAGCCAUGGAUGAUCUGGGGACCCGUGGUUGCUGUGGCUGUGACAGCAGUGACUGCUGCUGUGCUCUUCAGGACCUGAGGGCAACAUGCUCGAACACACACACACGCAAAAUCCAUAUUUGUCGUCAGAUUUCUCCGCACUUGCCCCCUUAUCAUAUCUGCACUAUUAAUUAGGAGGGCUCAUACUAAACACUGUUUAAUUUUUAAGAUGCUCUAUUUUAGAUGACAGAGAGGUUAAUAAAAGAAUGUCCGUUUUGUGUGCAAAUGAAUACGUUUGUUUGUAUGUCUAUUAUUUGAAGGAAAUCUAGUUUACUAUCAUGACUUAAACGAUUAUCCAUUAAUGAAUGUAAAGAUGCUCUACACAAUUAAUUCUAAAUAUAUAUAUAUGAUGAUAUUUUAGGUGGAUUACCUGGAGUUUAAACCUCCCUAAAUGUAACACGUCUCUGUACCUGUCAGAAUAAUAAAUGUCUCAAUAAUGCA